Molecule: messenger RNA, 2797 nt
Organism: Mauremys mutica (yellowpond turtle)
Lineage: Eukaryota; Metazoa; Chordata; Testudines; Geoemydidae
Gene: CAPN5
Product: calpain 5
Exons: 13
Coding region: 154-2079 (641 amino acids)
Biological process (GO): proteolysis
Cellular component (GO): cytoplasm
Molecular function (GO): calcium-dependent cysteine-type endopeptidase activity
Source: RefSeq, a predicted model, not a curated record
CCUCCCCGUGGGGGCCGGGCGGCGCUGCUGCCUGGAGCGGGCACGCAGCCUUGCCGCGGCAGAGCGGAGGCAACAUCUGGCCGCCGCUGGGCGCUCUGCUGCGGAAGGAGCCGCUCUCGGGCCGAGCCCCGCCGGCAGCGGCUGGGGUGAAGGAUGUUCUCCUCGGCGAAGCCCUACGGGAACCAGCACUUCUCGGCCCUGAAGAAAGACUGCCAGCGGCAGAAGGUGCUGUUCGAGGACCCGCUCUUCCCCGCCACUGACGACUCCCUCUUCUACAAGUCACGCCUUCAGGGCGUCCAGUGGAAACGUCCGAAUGAGAUCUGUGACGACCCCUAUCUCUUUGUGGAUGGAAUCAGUUCCCAUGACUUGCACCAGGGCCAAGUUGGGAACUGCUGGUUCGUGGCAGCCUGCUCCUCUCUGGCCUCCCGGGAAUCUCUGUGGCAGAAGGUCAUCCCAGACUGGAAGGAACAGGAGUGGAAUGCUGAAAAACCAGAGAACUAUGCUGGGAUUUUCCACUUCCAGUUCUGGCGAUUCGGCGACUGGGUGGACGUGGUGAUAGACGACCGCCUGCCGACGCUUCACAACCAGCUCAUCUACUGCCAUUCCAACGCCAAGAACGAGUUCUGGUGUGCCCUGGUGGAGAAGGCCUAUGCCAAGCUCUCCGGGUGCUACGAGGCCCUAGAUGGAGGCAACACAGCGGACGCACUAGUAGAUUUUACCGGCGGCGUCUCUGAGCCCAUUGACCUGAUCGAAGGGAACUAUGUUAACGACGAAGCCAAACGAAAUCUCCUCUUUGAGCGAGUGCUGAAGGUCCACAACCGGGGAGGGCUCAUCAGUUCCUCUAUCAAAGCCACCACAGCAGCUGACAUGGAAGCCCGCCUGGGCUGCGGCCUCGUCAAAGGACACGCCUAUGCCGUGACGGACGUGCGGAAAGUCCGCCUGGGCCACGGCCUGCUGGCCUUCUUCAAGUCGGAGAAGCUGGAUAUGAUCCGGCUGCGGAACCCCUGGGGGGAGAGGGAGUGGAACGGCCCGUGGAGCGACACCUCUGAGGAGUGGCAGAAGGUGAGCAAGAGCGAGAGAGAGAAGCUGGGGAUGACAGUGGAUGACGACGGGGAGUUUUGGAUGACAUUUGAAGACUUCUGCAAAUAUUUCACCGACAUCAUCAAGUGCCGUCUCAUAAACACCUCCCACCUGAGCAUCCACAAGACAUGGGAGGAGGCGGUGAUGCGCGGGGCAUGGACAAGACAUGACGAGCCCCUCAAGAACCGCUCCGGAGGCUGUAUCAACCACAAAGCCACCUUCCUGCAGAACCCCCAGUACGUGUUUGACGUGAAAAAGGCAGAAGACGAAGUGCUCAUCAGCAUCCAGCAGAAACCAAAGAGGACCAGCCGCAAAGAGGGCAAAGGAGAGAACUUGGCCAUCGGGUUUGAGAUCCAGAAGGUUGAACUGAACCGGAAUUACAGGAUGCACACUGUGCAGCAGCAAGUGGCCACCUCCGUCUACAUUAACUCCCGGAGCAUCUUCCUGAGGACAGACCUGAAGGAAGGUCGCUACGUCAUCAUUCCAACUACCUUCGACCCGGGUCACGUGGGAGAGUUCCUUCUCCGGGUUUUCACAGAUGUGCCUGCAGAUUGCCGAGAGCUGACCUUGGAUGAGCCUCCCCGCACCUGCUGGAGUGGAAUGUGUGGCUAUCCACAAGUGGUGUCCCAGGUCCAUGUCCUGGCAGCAGCUGGGCUGAAGAACCAGGAUUCCCAAGGAGGAGCAGACCCAUAUGUGAUCAUAAAGUGCGAAGGGAACAAAAUUCGAUCUUCAGUGCAGAAAAACACCCAGGCUCCAGAGUUUGAUGUGAAAGGUCUCUUCUAUCGCAAGAAGGCAGGACAGCCCAUCAUUGUACAGGUCUGGAACCAUAACAUUAUAAGUGAUGAGUUCCUGGGCCAGGUGGCCCUAACUGGUGACCCCGAUGACCAUCUGUCACAGCAAACCCUUCAUCUCCAAGAUAAGGGGAACAAAAAAUCCAGUGGCAUUUCAGGAAGCAUUGCCGUGAGACUGCUCAGCAGUAACAAACUCACCAAUGUCUAGCUUCUCCGGGACUCUUCUUCUCGAGCCAUAUAUGUGAAUAUAAAAUAUAUAUAGUGUAUGUCCUGUCUGCAAGAGGGCAUGAACUAUGCAUGCAUCACACUUAAAGGGGCCAGUCUUAUGUUUUCAACGUUAAACAAGGUGCCUUUUUGGGAACCAAAAUGAUUCUUUUACUCACACGAGGCAUCGUUUGUGCGCAAUACUAAAGUGGUUCGUGCCGGUGUGAAAGCACUGGGCAUAUGGUACAUUCUGUGACAGCCAGACUGGGAUGCCCUGAUGCUGUUUGUUUACAUGGGGAUGUCGCGCACCCCCAGAGAUGGGCAGAUUGAUCCCACCAAGCAAUAUGCCUCUUCAAUCUACCUGCUUGGUUUUAGACAACCGUAUGGAAAUUCAUCAUCACUGAUGUCUCCUUUAAUCACACAUCUGUGGAGGCAGCUCCAGCUGCCCACUGGUUACUCGCAGUAACUGGCCUCUACCACCGGAGGCAGGAAGAGCAGCAGGUGCUGCUGCUGCUGGAGCUGGGAGGAGCACUCAGGGAUGGCUCCCUGCCCUGAGCAUGGCUAGCGCUCCCCCGCCCUGCCCCAGAUACCCCCUAACUGGAGCACAGCUCCCCCUCCCCCAUCCUGCCCCUCUCACCUCCGGAGCGUGGCUCCCCCUCCCCCAUACUGCCCACUCACCCCUCACCUCCAGAGUGUGGCUUCCCCUCCCCCACCCUGCCCCA